Messenger RNA from Poecile atricapillus (Black-capped chickadee), 9522 nucleotides. It is a transcript of the gene SKI, whose product is annotated as SKI proto-oncogene. Lineage: Eukaryota; Metazoa; Chordata; Aves; Passeriformes; Paridae. The transcript is spliced from 8 exons. Gene Ontology annotation, biological process: negative regulation of BMP signaling pathway. Bases 2842 to 4980 code for a protein of 712 amino acids. Gene Ontology annotation, cellular component: nucleus. The record is from RefSeq and is a predicted model, not a curated record. Gene Ontology annotation, molecular function: SMAD binding; RNA polymerase II cis-regulatory region sequence-specific DNA binding; DNA-binding transcription factor activity, RNA polymerase II-specific.
AAAAGUACAAAUAAAACACAAGAGUGUUGAUGUGUGCCCUGCCCCAUUACAGUGAGUGAGUAAAUCACAGCGAGUUUGUUUUCCAAUUGCUCUUUUAAGCACUGUUUUCAUAUUUGUCAGUUUGCUCCUCCUCUUUUGUUCUGAUUUGUUUUUUCUGCUGUUUCACUGCCAUGGUGAACUCUUCCAGAGGAGACUGUCCAAAAUUCAAUGUCUGUGUCCCUCAGUCACACUCUAUGGAUGAGCAGUGCUUAAAGUCCUUGUUGCAUUACAAACACUAUUAACAAUUGUGCUGGUGUGAAAGUGCUCCCCAGCCCUUUUUGGCACACAGUUGACAGAGCUCUGAGAUAACAGUGGAAAUCUUUUCAGCUUGUUUCUUAUGGUGAUGCUAGGUGGUGUUUGAAAUGUUUGUUAGAAUUCUGGGUGUGCAGUCCAUGGAAAAUGGGAGAAAACACAGUUUUUUUGCUUUGAAAUAUUAUAUUUGUAGAAACUAAGAGCAUCUCACUCCUGAUCUGAAUAAUAAAUCCAUAAUGAAGUUGGCAGUGCUGCUGGGCAGUGGUCCCAUGCUAUGGUCAGUUGGUGUCCAUGCCCUGGGCACUGGGUGUCCAUGCCAUGGGCACUGGGUGUCUGUGCUAUGGUCACUUGGUGCCCAUGCACUGGAUGUCUGUGCUAUGGUUAGUGUGUGUCCAUGUCAUGGUCAGUGGUGAGUGGUGCCCAUGCCAUGGUCAAUGACUGUCUGUGCUAUAGCUAGUGUGUGUCUGUGCUGAGGCAGUGGAUAUGUCACUGCCCCAAGCAGUAGGUGCCCAUGCCAUGGUCAGUGCCUGUCCAUACCAUGGUCAGUGACUAUCUGCGCUGUGUGCCAUGUAUAUCUGUGCCCUGGGAAGUGGUCAGUGACUGUCCAUGCCCUGGUAAGUGGUCAUUGAGUGUCCGUACCAUGUGCAGCGUAGGUCCGUGCCCUGGUCAGUGGUGUCCGUGGCAUGCGCAGUGACUGUCCGUACCAUGCGCAUGUAUGUCUGUACCCUGGUCAGUGGUGUCCGCGCCUCGGCCGCUACUGCGCGGGUCGGUCCCAGUGAUCUCUCAUCGGUCGGUAGAGGGCGCCCGUCCCCGGCGUGCGGGGGGCGCUCGGUGCUCCCACACAGUCCCGGCCCCGCCGGUGAGAGCCAAGGAGCCAACGCUGGCCACCAGCGUGGCCUUAGUGCUGCCUCUGCCUUCCUGCUCCAGCGAGGGUUCGGACAACCCCCGGCCCCUGCCCACCCGCGUUGCGGUUGCGCCUCUCGCUCCUUCCACGCGUUGAUCGUCGCCUGCGGGUGGAAGGAGCGUGUGACGUGUGCCGGGAGCAGGGAACACACACGUGUGUCGGAGCAAGGGAGCACACGUGUGUCGCUCGCCUGCAGCGCUCAGUGGGUUUGGGGCUCCAGUGUCCCGUGGUGCCCCGAGGAUGCGCUCUCGUCCCGCGCGGUUGUCGCCCAUCAGUCGCGCUUUCACGCCAGUGAUUGCUGUCGUUGCGGGGUGUGUGCUCACAGUUGACUCCGGGCAGGGCGCCGUGAGUGCUCACACACGCUCCGUGCCCGUGCGAGCGCGACCAGCGCCGCUCCCCCCUCUUGUUCCAUUUCACUGCUGCCAGAAAUGCAGCGGCGAGAGAGAAAAAGCCAUCGCCCUACCGCCCCUCCUUGGCGGCGCGGCGGUCCGUGAACCCAGCAGUUUAUCCUCUCCCUCGCUCCCUCCCUCGUCGGCGCUGCCGCCGGGGCCGUGCCGCGCGCCCGUCUGUGCAGAGGCUCGGCUCGGUUCGCCUGAGCUCGACACUGUCCAGCUUGGCUCGGUUUGGCUCGGCACCACUCAGCACGGCUCGGCUAGGCACGGUUCGGCUCAGCUACACUCGGCACAUCCCAGCUCGGUUCGGCUCGGCUGAGCUUGGAUCAGCUCCGUUGUGCUCGGCGCGGCCGGGCUCUGUAGGACUGGCUCGGCUCGGCUGAUCGCGGCAGAUCCCGGCCGGUCUGGGCUCAGCGCGAAGCGGGAGGCGGGCGCUGUUCCUGGAAGAGCCCGGGCCGGGGAGUUGGUCACAUUCUUGGCCGGGAUUCAAUGACUGAGGCAGACACCAACAAACAGAAGGGGGGAGGCGGAGGGCGGGAGGCUGAGCCCGCCUGCAUUAGCUCAGCUCUCAGGCACUCUCAGUCACUGCUGGAAAGAGGAGCUGGGAGGAUGUGCGCGCUCUCACCGCGGCUCCCCACGGCACAACGAGAGCACCGGCAGAAAUAAGGGAAGGAAGGCGAACCGAGAGGCGAGGAGCCCUCCCAGGCCGAGCAGAGGGACCACGAGGGGCAGCGGAGCCGCUCCACGCCCGUGCGGAGCCCCCGCGCCGCUUUGGCAGUGCCAGAGAUUUGGGCCUUUUCUCCUGCGUUGUUCCUUCCACAGACCGAGCGUUCUGCCUCCUCCUGCUUUUUACUUUCCUCCCCCGCGCCUUCUUUCGGUGGAUAUGGACAGAAGGGGGAUCACUGCAGAGAAGCAGCAGCCGCCAGAACAUAUUUGAGCCCCGGGUGCUCGGAGCGUGGCACAGACUUCUUGUGUUUCUGUGGGUGGUGUGUGUGUGUGAGUGUGUGUUGGAGGUGUGGGAGGAGGGAUUGGUUUGCCUGGGGGUUGGCUGAGGGGGUGAGUGCUCGGAUGAAGACCUCUUUUUGCUGUGAUUCUGUGCUCCAUCGGGGCAGCUUGGAGACUUGGAGGGUUUGAAAUUGUAACGCGAACCAAGAGAAAAGAAAGAAGAGAGAGACACGCAUACAAAAGGAUUUAUUUCCUCUCCGUUAGUGGAUUGCUGAUUGAGAAGGAGGAAAAACACAAGGAAACUAGAAAAUGGAGACUGUAAGUAGAAGCAGCUUCCAGCCUCAUCCAGGACUGCAGAAGACCUUGGAACAGUUUCAUCUGAGCUCUAUGAGCUCCCUGGGUGGCCCUGCUGCUUUCUCAGCACGAUGGGCACAGGAGAUGUACAAGAAAGACAAUGGCAAAGACCCAGCGGAACCUGUACUGCAUCUGCCCCCGAUCCAGCCUCCUCCGGUCAUGCCUGGUCCCUUCUUCAUGCCCUCGGACAGAUCCACGGAGAGGUGCGAGACCAUCCUGGAAGGGGAAACCAUCUCCUGCUUCGUGGUGGGCGGAGAGAAGCGGCUUUGCUUGCCCCAGAUCCUGAACUCGGUGCUCAGGGACUUCUCCCUGCAGCAGAUUAAUUCGGUGUGUGAUGAGCUACAUAUUUACUGCUCCAGAUGCACUGCUGACCAGCUGGAAAUCCUCAAAGUCAUGGGCAUCCUGCCCUUCUCCGCUCCUUCCUGCGGGCUCAUCACGAAAACUGAUGCUGAGAGGCUUUGUAACGCCUUGCUUUAUGGUGGCACUUACCCUCCCCACUGCAAGAAGGAAUUCUCUAGCACAAUUGAGCUGGAGCUCACGGAGAAGAGCUUCAAGGUGUAUCAUGAAUGCUUUGGGAAGUGUAAGGGACUCCUGGUGCCAGAGCUUUACAGUAACCCCAGCGCAGCCUGCAUCCAGUGCUUGGACUGCAGGCUCAUGUAUCCACCACACAAAUUUGUGGUCCACUCUCACAAAUCGCUGGAAAACAGGACUUGCCACUGGGGCUUUGACUCUGCAAACUGGAGAUCCUAUAUCCUCCUCAGCCAGGAUUAUACUGGGAAAGAGGAGAAAGCUAGACUGGGCCAGCUCUUAGAUGAAAUGAAAGAAAAAUUUGACUAUAACAACAAAUACAAGAGGAAAGCCCCUCGGGUCUCUUCAGAUCCUCCUGCUUCCAAAAAGCCCAAAAUAGAUGACUCUGCUUCCCAAUCUCCAGCUUCUACUGAGAAGGAAAAACAGUCCGGUUGGUUACGGUCCUUAUCCAGUUCAUCUAAUAAGAGCAUCGGCUGUGUCCAUCCCCGGCAGCGCCUCUCCGCCUUCCGGCCCUGGUCCCCUGCGGUGUCUGCCAGCGAGAAGGAGCUCUCCAGCCACCUGCCUGCCCUGAUCCGGGACAGCUUUUACUCCUACAAGAGCUUUGAGAGCGCUGUGGCCCCCAACGUGGCCCUGGCCCCUCCGGCCCAACAGAAGAUCGUGAGCAACCCUCCCUGUGCCACCGUGGUGUCCCGCAGCAGCGAAUCCCUGGGCUCUGCCCAGCCGAGGAAGAGGAAACACGGCACAGAGCACACGGCUGUCCCUGAGGCUGCGGCCACCACGGCCACCGCCCCUGAGGAGGACAAGGAGUCAGAAGCAGAGAUUGAAGUAGAAACCAGGGAAGAAUUCACCUCUUCCUUAUCCUCGCUCUCCUCCCCAUCCUUCACCUCCUCCAGCUCUGCCAAGGACAUGAGCUCCCCUGGGAUGCAGCCCCCAGCCCCCGUCAACAGUUCCUAUGAGGUGGCUGCACACCCCGACCCCCACAGCAGUGGGCUGGAGGCUGAGCUGGAGCACCUCAGGCAGGCCCUGGACAGUGGCCUGGACACAAAAGAAGCCAAAGAGAAGUUCCUGCACGAGGUGGUGAAGAUGAGGGUGAAGCAGGAGGAGAAGCUGAACGCGGCCCUGCAGGCCAAACGCAGCCUGCACCAGGAGCUGGAGUUCCUGAGAGUGGCCAAGAAGGAGAAGCUGAGAGAAGCAACAGAGGCCAAGCGCAACCUGAGGAAAGAGAUCGAGCGUCUGCGAGCCGAGAACGAGAAGAAGAUGAAGGAGGCCAAUGAGUCCCGAGUCCGGCUGAAGAGGGAGCUGGAGCAGGCCCGGCAGAUCCGUGUGUGUGACAAGGGCUGCGAGGCCGGCAGGCUCCGGGCCAAGUACUCAGCACAGAUCGAGGACCUACAGGUGAAGCUGCAGCAUGCCGAGGCCGACCGGGAGCAGCUCCGUGCCGACCUCCUGCACGAGCGGGAGGCCCGAGAGCACCUGGAGAAGGUGGUCAAGGAACUUCAGGAACAACUGUGGCCUAAAGCCAGCAGCCAGCCCAGCAGUGAGAGCACCUCGAGCCCCAUGGAGAACUGAUGCCUCAUCCCCCAGCACAGGGAGGGAGAGAGUGGGACUGGGAGUGCAUGUGUGAGUAGCGGUGUCCUGGCACACACUUUAGGAAUAUGGAUUCUCAGUAGUUGGAAGGCAAAUGUUACUCUCUAGAACAGAAGCACUGAAUUCCGCCUCUUUUUUCCCAAUCCAUAUAGCACAACAUCUUACUGUGCCUAGAAAACACAAAGCGUUUGUAAACAAAAUACUUUUAAGUCCACAGCAAAUUUUCUACUGGCAAACUCCAAGCAAAGCAGCAUGGUCCAGCUAAACCUGGAGUCCAAGGCGAGCACAGCAGUGGCUUUGUGUUCUCCUUCCUGUUGGAACAUUUUGGAAUUUAAAAACAAAUCAACUUUUCUUAUAAGCUAUUUAAAAUAAUUCAUUACACAGACUUGGUAUUAAAAAAAAAAUUAACAAGAUUUUUAUAAGGAACCUUUAAAAGCAAAACAAAAAAAAAAUCAAAAAUAAAAAACCUUUGAUGCACAAUUUUUAAUGACUUUAUAGGCUUUGGGAUUCUUUGUGCAGAAGCCCCUCUGUGGUGAUGAUGCCAUCCAUGUCAGGAGCAGUUUUCCAGCCAUCUCAGAAGCCAUCACAGUUCUAUCCCAUCACGUAGGUGUAGGAGAUGUUCAGAAUGCUUUUCCAAGUUGAUUUUUUUCCUUAGAAUGAAUUAUGUCCAUUUCCUGCCCUGGACACAGAAAGAAGGGAAGAUGCAGGAGUGUGCAGGGGGUGAGGGGAGGAGAAGGGGUUGGAUUGAGAACCCCAGCCCAGCCCCACUUCUCCCCCUGUGUUCAGAGACUUCACCUAGGAACACUUCAGCCUUGGGAAAAGAAAGGAAGAAAGGAAGGAAAUGGAUGAUCACUUGGUAGAGGAACAAGGCAGAGACAUCUGUGUGUUGAAGUCAUUCUGAAAUCUUCAGCUUUCAGUUUCUGGAAAACUCAUCUUGUUGCACCAUCUUACCAUGAAUUCAGUAUUUCCCUGCUUCCAUUCUGAACUGUCAGUGAGGAUUUCUGUGCCCAAGGAGAGUCCAACGUCGCAGUGUCAGAUACUACAGAACAGAAAACCAACACUUUUGCUGCUGUGAAUAAGCCUACAUCUGUUUUUAAAAAACUUUUUUGUUUUUAAAAAGAGAAAUUACUUUAAUUUUGGGAUCCAAGCCACAGGCCCGGGAUACAAUGCAGCAAACCAUCACUGCCUUGGGGGUGGUGCUGAGGUUUUAUAUAUAUAUAUUUUUUUUUUUUUUAAACCUGCACUUUGUCAGAAUCUUACUUUGCAUUUUAUUCCCUGUUUCUAAGAUGUACAUGUCAAGCAUUUGAUAUUCUGUCCUAACAGCUAUACAAACCAUGAACCCAAUCUGCCACCACUGACACUUCCCAUCAGCAUCUGUGUAAGCAAAGGAGGAUCCUGCAGGUCCAGAAUACCCAGAGCAGGAAUUGUCCCUGUGCUGCUGGUUCAGUUAGAACCUGGUUUCAUGGCUGUGUAUCUGACCUAAGCUAGGGAGCAGCAGACAUGCUUCCAAAAGUGCUUAACAAAUAAAGCUGGUGCUUUAAUGAUCAGGAGAAAAGUUAAUUUUCACCCAUAAACACUCACCUCUGACACACUCAAGUGAAAACGUGAUCUGGGGCUGCAGAUGUGCCUUCCAGCUCAUUUUUCCUCUCAGCAUCUUCUCUAGGCAAUGCUGAUGCUUUUUUACCUUAAAGAAUAAAAAGAAAAAAAAAAGAAAAGAAAAAGGAAAAAAAAAAAGAGAACCCCCUAUGCAUCAUCAUACCCAGAGUUAUUCUAAAAGAAGAAACAUAUUUCCAGUAAUCUUUAUUUGCUUUUGGACAUUAAUGCAAACUAUGUAAGCUUCAAAAUUAUUUCCCAGUAGAUAGAAAGUGGCUUCCAAUCCUAAAAUUAUGGUAUUUACUUACAGUACAUUAGAGAGAUUUUUUUUUUUUUUUUAAACAAGAGCUAUUUGCUUGAAACCAUUAUAGUAACCAUUAUAGUAACUGUGAGCAUUAACAAAGAAGUUCAUAUAUAUGUUUUAGGUACAAAAAAGAAGAAAUCUGAAAGGAGUGGAAUUACUGUGACAAUGUAAAACUGAUGGGAGCAAGAAACAGUCACACCAAGUCAAUGACCUAAACCUGUUUGUGGAUACAGGGGUUGGCCCUUGUGUGUUUGGGAUGCUGGAGACUGGCUCUAGGUGCAGAUCUCCUUCUAAAGUGCAAUGCAAAAAGAAUUUUGAUCAUGCUUGAGCAGGUUGUUUGUUGUUUUUUGGUUUUUUAAUAUGGGGUUUUAUUUUCAUUGUAUGUUUUUUCUGCGAUUAUUAGUCAUAUGCAUGGAUUAAACUCUGCCAUAUAGUCAUUAAUGGGCAUUAUUACUGUCUUAUGUAAAGGGGUUCUUUUGUUAUGCAGUAUGCAGAAAACUGUUCUCAGCCUUAUGAUUUCCAGAUCUCUAUUAUCUACUUAUUUCUUCAAGGGAAACUAAACAACUGUAGCUGUAGCUGAUCUUUUUUGUGCAUUUCUAGUAUCUUGUGCUCUGCUUUACUGCUGUGUUGGGAACCACACAGAGGAACAGACCCUGCUCCUAUGGUGGCUCAUGGAAGCCUGGCUUUGGAAAUUUUGCUUGUUUGGGUUUUUCCCCCUGAUCUAUGAUCGUUUCUGUCCCUUUAUAACCCCCCCCAAAAUAGCAACUUGUCCAGCUGUUGUCUCCCAGGAAAAGCCACUCACCUGAGCAUACCAUGAGUUUUCUUUUUUGUGUCCAGGGAAAUGCAGUCACUCACUGGGUAUGAGGCUCCCAUGCUCCUGAAGGAAGGAAAUCUGCAGGAUUUUCAAAGAAAAAAAGCAGAACAGUACAAUAGUCAAUCACCACCAAGCAGUCUCACCUGUGCCGCACAGGUAACAUGUCACAGGGGCAGCACAGAAUCUCCAAACCAGAAUUACAUCUGGGGCUUUGCUUUCUGCCCCACUCACAGUCACUCCAGGCAGGGUAAUACUAGGAUUUGGUCCUUGGGAGUGAAAGGCCAUUUCUAUCAAUGAAGGUUUAAAAGCAUAAAAAUAAAUAAGGUGCAAGAAGAGCAGGAACAAACAUUCUCCAGCAGCAGCCAGUGCCCAGGAGGGGCUCGCAGGGCUGGGUUUGGCUUAAACUACUGGGCAUUUCCUAACCAUGUUUAACAAUCAGAUUGUUCUUUCUGCAGAACAGAUAAGUUGUUUCUGCAGUGUGUAAUUUAUUUCUAAUUCAGAGUAAUGAGAAGUGUCUCUGUCCCAGCCCCAGAGGCUGAUUCUUGCUGGGGGAGCUCUGCAGAGCAGGCCCCCUGUGUGAAGGUGCUCGAGACCAGGGAGCUCUGGGGUCAUUCCGGUGUCUGCAACACCUCAGUAAAGCUGUGUGAGCCUGGUCCCAUGGAAUUCCUUCCUUCCUGCAGCCCCCACUCCCUGCUGCAUUCCAGGGAGAGGGGCUGUGCCUCCAUCUCCCAUUCCUCUGUGCUUUAGUUUCCUUUAAGAAGUUCCAAGGGAGAAGAGGUGUUUCGUACAGGCUGUUGACUCUCCCUGUACCUACAAAUAUAUUACUACUUGUAUAAUUCAGUUUAAUUACUCCUUGUUUCUAUUACUGAACGAAGACUUAACAAAGGGAAAAAAAAAACAACAGCAAUAACAUUCAUAUCUAUGGAGCAGCUAAUUCUAUACAUAAUAUUCUGCUUUUCAAACAGAACUAGCCAAUGUAAAAAAACAUUAAAAGUAAAUUCAACAUGUAAAUACUUUUUUUUUUCAUUUUACACUGUUGUAUUAUAAGUGUAUAUGGUGUUUACUUUUUCAAAACUCUUUCUUACUUGGUAGUUGUCUUGUUUUAUGAGUUGUGUUUUUAACUGAGAAGAACCUUUGCUGUCUGUUAGAAAAAAACAAAACAAAAUCUUUUUGCAAGUUUUCAAUGUGGGUUAUAACCUUUUCUUCUCAAUCAUUUACAUUUUAUUUGUCCUUAUUUUCACUGUAAAGUAUUUUAUUACCAAAAGGUUGGUUUUUGUUCCAUUCUGCCCUCUCAGCAGUCCAUGUGUUUUAGAGAGAAGUUUUUUGUUGGCUUGGUUAUUGUUUUGUUUUUUUGGUUUUGUUUUGGUUUUUUUUUAAAUUGAAAGAACUCACAGAAAUGACAUUUUUUCAAUUAAAGAAAAAUAAAUCUUUACAUUUAUAAUAGCCAAUAGCAUUUCAGCACAUUUUUGUUAUCCUGGUCUCUCCUAUGCUGCUGCUAAUGACAAUAUUAUGACUUACUCUACUAUUCUAGAACUAUUUUUAUGUAAGUAAUGUAUGCUUUCUUGUUUAUAAAUGCCUGAUUUAAAAAAAAAAUAAGAAAAAAGCUUGGCAUAUUUAUCUAUUUCGCUGUGUACCUUGAUAGUCCUUUUCCACCCCCUUUUCCACAUCCCCUCCCCACCGAUGCAGAUAAUAUUGUAAAAUAAAGGACUUUAUGAGAUUAUGUAUGAAAAUAGCUAUGCUUAUAUACCACAGUGACUGAAUGUACAGUGUAUAGACGCAUUACCGAAAAUAAAAUUGUUUGUCCAGAAAAAAA